This is a messenger RNA of Parastagonospora nodorum SN15, 564 nucleotides long. RefSeq lists its product as hypothetical. Lineage: Eukaryota; Fungi; Ascomycota; Dothideomycetes; Pleosporales; Phaeosphaeriaceae. The transcript is spliced from 2 exons. The coding region runs from base 1 to 564 and encodes 187 amino acids. The record is from RefSeq and is a predicted model, not a curated record.
AUGCUUUCGUCCCUUCUGUUCCUCGUUUUACCCGCACUCACCCUCGCCGCCCCUCCCACCUCGCCUACUAUUACGAAGAUAGUCUUCUCGGGCAGCGGCUGCCCCAACGACUCAGGCUCCGUCAGAGCAGAUACACCAACUCUUGGCGACAGUGCCGGCGUGUCGUUCAGCGCGCUCAAGGGCGACAACACAGACAACUGCGCAGUACACAUUCAGUCCUCGGGCGCUACACCAGGGUGGCAAGUGGCAGUCAGCCAGAUCACAUACGAGGGCGAUGUAAAUCUGCGCGGACGUAGUGAGCUGGACACAUUUACGCAAGUUUUCUGGAGCGAGAAUGCUGGCAACACCGGAACGCUGACUGGAAGUCUCACAUGCACCGGCCCCGAGAUCAGAGAGUACCUCACAGUUCGCUCAAGCACGGCGGACUUGAAAUGGUCGAAGUGCACUGGCGACAACGGCAGCCCAGGUAUCUUGAACGUCAACUUUAGGCCAGUAGUACAGGGAGACUUCGGAACAUACGACUUCAAGCAUGCGAGCUGGACGCUGGUGUGGAGAAAAUGCUGA